Andrographis paniculata is the source of this 1466-nucleotide messenger RNA. Its product is annotated as glycerophosphodiester phosphodiesterase GDPD4. Gene Ontology annotation, molecular function: phosphoric diester hydrolase activity. The record is from RefSeq and is a predicted model, not a curated record. NCBI's taxonomy places the organism in Eukaryota, Viridiplantae, Streptophyta, Magnoliopsida, Lamiales, Acanthaceae. The transcript has 9 exons. Gene Ontology annotation, biological process: lipid metabolic process. The coding region runs from base 322 to 1278 and encodes 318 amino acids.
CGUACAGUCCUUGCCUGCACUGCAUUAUUAUAGCUGUGUACAAGGCAUACAGGCAUCACUAGAGUAUGGUAGUAGUAUAAAUGUAACUACUACAUGUAUCGUUUCCUUUAGGGGCAAUUUUGUAAAUAAAUAGUCUACAGUAAACUCGAUGACGGUUCCACUAUAGCUGGAGCCUGGAGCCAGCUAGCCACCAUCCACCAUCCACCUAUCAGACGGCUCAGACUAACCAUGCCUGUUGGGUGUUGGCCCUAACCCGCCCCCGCCCGCCACCGGUGAUCUCCAAUUGAAAGAUCCAUCCAACAGCCAGCCAGCCAACCAGCAAUGGCAACGGUGAUAUCCAAUUGGGAUCGGCACCACCGGCGCCUCCGCCUCCAAAGGCGUAGCUUCUCCUUCUCCUUCUCCAGGAGAAGACUUUUGCGCUUCCUUCUUAUUGCUCUCGCAACUAUUGCCAUCCUUCCUCCUCUUUUCUUCCACUUGAGCCUUCGUCGCUUCCAUCAGAUUCAAUCAAAAAAGUGCGAUUGGAUGCAGAGGCCUCCUCUUGUGUGCGCCCAUGGGGGUGACUCAACCAAGGCCCUCCCAAAUACAAUGGAUGCAUUUAAUAUUGCUUUGAGUUCUCAAGUAGAUUGCAUUGAGAUUGACGUAUCUCGUUCCUCAGAUGGGGUUUUGUUUGCUCUUCAUGACAGGGAUCUACAACGAAUUUCUGGGAAUAGUUCUUCUAAAGUUGGUUAUUUAAGCAUGAAAGAGAUCGCAUAUCUGACUCAUGCUAUAAAUAUUCUAACAAUUGAAGAUGCAGUAAAGUUGGUAGCAGGUUCUGUUAGGCAGGUGAUUCUUGAUGCUAAAGUUGGCCCUCCACUAUAUGAGAAAGGAUUUGCCAAGGAUAUUCUCUCUCUGGUUGAAAGGACAAGUUGUAAGAAUUGCCUUAUAUGGGCAAAAAGUGACAGUCUAGCAAGGGAUGCAAUUAAAUUAUCCACCCAUACAACGGUGGGGUACAUAGUAAUGAUGGAUCCUUCAACUGGAACUAGGAGCAAACUAUUGAGGAUGAGAGGUGCUGAUGUGGUUGGUGUGUACUAUCCUUUGAUUGACGAACAACUGGUGACAAUCCUCCACAGGAGGAAUAAGAAGGUAUAUGCAUGGACGGUUGAUGAGGAGGCUGACAUGCAGAAAAUGCUGUUGGAGCGUGUGGAUGGCGUGGUCACAGGCAAUCCUACACUGCUACAGCGUGUUAUGGAAGAUGCGAGGACGCAAUGCUUUGAAGGAGGUUAUUUGCUGCCUUCAUGACUGACAGACAGACACAGACAAUACGAAUGCAUGGACCGACCAUCUUCUUCUUGUGGGAAAUCCAUCGUCUGGACUGGCUUAUACAGAAAUAAUAACAAUAAUAUCCAGUAUGGAAUGUCUUUCAGUUGAGAAAAAGGGCCAAGACCAAGUGCCUGCCGCUGUCUGGGAAUUGUUGGUUGAUGUUUCUA